Gloeophyllum trabeum ATCC 11539 is the source of this 801-nucleotide messenger RNA. RefSeq lists its product as uncharacterized. Bases 1 to 801 code for a protein of 266 amino acids. The transcript is spliced from 2 exons. The record is from RefSeq and is a predicted model, not a curated record. NCBI's taxonomy places the organism in Eukaryota, Fungi, Basidiomycota, Agaricomycetes, Gloeophyllales, Gloeophyllaceae.
AUGGCCAACCUCGCACGCAGUCCAAAAUCGGGCAGCGACUGGACUCCCAACGACCUGGCCGCAUACAACAUACGAGUUGAAUACCAAGACUCACGAGCCUUUUUCGGUAUAGCUGACUUGCCCCAACCGCAUGUCGACGAUGAAGUGAUGAACGCCCCCGACGCUGCUGCUACGCAGCGCGACGAACCUUACACCCUCCUUCGUACCAUGGAUCUCGCGAUGGCCGCUCCAUAUGGCGAGGAGUCCGCCGUCGACGACUUUGCCGUGCAACUCUUCAAAAUGCUUGGUUACACGGGCAGGGCUCUUGGCAGGGUUGCGAGGACGAGAAAGGACAUAGCCUUUUGGGUGUGUGGCCAGGAAAGGCACGUCAAAACGGACGUCUGCAUCAUGGAUGACUCCGAGAUACUGGAUGACUUCCCUCAUCCACUGCUUCUUGUUCAAGAAGAUAAAAGGCACUUGGAUCAAUCUGAUCCAGAGCCUCAACUCGUCGCAGAGGCGAUCGCGGCCUUAUACCACAAUAACAGGAUACGCGUUCAGGCUCUCGGGGUGCCUGCCCUUGAGAGCAGGGUCAUACCUGGCAUCAUCAUGAAGGGUACAAUGCCGACCUUCUACCGGAUCCCGGUUACUACCGAGCUUGUUCGCGCUGUUCAAAUGGGCGAGUAUCCCGAGCAGGAAACCGUCGUCUAUGCCCACGUCCCCUCGGUUCCCAGACCUGCUCGUCGUUACAGUGAGGGCAUGAAGCCACUGGACAAUCGCCGCAUUGUGUUGUCCUGCUACGAAGCCUUCAAGCAGUUCCUCUGA